This is a messenger RNA of Oncorhynchus gorbuscha (pink salmon), 3105 nucleotides long. Its product is annotated as cerebellar degeneration-related protein 2-like. Bases 287 to 1735 code for a protein of 482 amino acids. The transcript is spliced from 6 exons. Lineage: Eukaryota; Metazoa; Chordata; Actinopteri; Salmoniformes; Salmonidae. The record is from RefSeq and is a predicted model, not a curated record.
UAAUUGGCCAAUUCACACGGCAUGGUUUUAAAACAGUGUUCGAGUCUCUUGACUUUAUGUGUCAUUUUGAUUAAUCUGUAGCCAAGAAAAAAAUUAAUAUAUUUAGCGUGCUUCAUCGGUUAACGUCACAGCUCUUUCCUCAUUCAGAAUCUGAAGGAAGAUGAGCUCACGUUAUUCCAGAGGCGGGCGGACAGCGAAAUUGCGUGUGUGUCUGAUUGUGUAGCCAGCUGGUAGGCACGUCUUUGCUGGGUUCCAGGACAAGGCGGAUGGUGGUAUCCGUGUCUCGAUGCUAGGAAUGGAGGAAUUUGUCACCGACGAGGAAGAGCCAUGGUACGACCAGCAAGAUCUCGAAUCGGACCUCCACCUGGCAGCAGAGCUUGGGAAGACUCUGUUGGAGAGGAACAAGGAGCUGGAGGAUUCUCUACAGCAGAUAUACAUCACCAAUGAGGAGCAGGUGCAGGAGAUUGAGUACCUGGCUAAGCAGCUGGAGGUGCUGAGGGAAAUGAAUGAACAGCAUGCUAAGGUGUACGAGCAGCUAGAUGGGACAGCCAGAGAACUGGAGCUCACCAACCGUACCCUGGUACUGGACAGCAAGGCCUCACAACACAAGAUAGAGAGGUUGACUGGGACCAUCGAGACCCUGCAGACCCAGGUGGAGUCUCUCUCUGGGCAGGUGGAACAGCUCCACUCCCUGGAGCUGCUCAGGGUCCGGAGGGAGAAGAGGGAACGACGCAAAACCAUCGCCUCCUUCCCCUGCCUUAGGGAACUCUGCACCGCACCCAAGUAUGAGGAUGGGUUCGUGGUGGGCCGCUCAGACAGCUUCACCUCAGAGACUAAGCGCCAGCCAGCAGAGGAGGAGAACGAGCGUCUGAGAGAGGCGGUGUCGGCGCUGCGCUCGGCCGUGAGGGCGGAGCGGGGUCGCAGGGAGGGGGCGGAGAGAGAGUGUCACGUCCUCCUGGGAGAGUUCUCUCGUCUGGAGUCACGUGUGCUGGGUGCAGAGAGCUGCCAGGCACGGGUUCGUGAACUAGAGGCAGAGCUCCAGGAACUCCAGCAGCUCCGACGGGCGAGGACCCUCCUCCUGAGCAGCGAAGAUGACGGCGUGGGCUUCACCCAGACCCUCCUCAACAACACCCCCGAGACAGACACCCUGGAGGGGGAGGGAGGAGAAGUGGGUGGAGGGUUCAGGGAGGAGGGCGAGGGGGGAGGAGGCUUAGGUGGAGAGUUGUUACCUGCCUCCAGCCCCGUCAGGAAGAGCUGCAGCGACACGGCGCUGAACGCCAUCGUGGCCAGGGACGCAUCCGGGAGAAGAAGAGGGAGCUACGCGAUCCACGCCAACAGCGUCCGUAAGAGAGGGAUGUCCAUCCUGAGGGAGGUGGACGAGCAGUACCACGCUCUGCUGGAGAAGUAUGAGGAGCUGUUAAGGAAGUGCCGGCGCCACGAGGAGUCCCUGUGCCACGCGGGGGUGCAGACCUCGCGGCCCGUCUCCAGGGACCCCUCCAUGAAGGACUGUGCCAUGGGCCCCACCCCUGCACCCCCGCCCUCCCCCACCCAGUCCCCCUCCACCCCCGAGGUGAUGGAGAGCAUCAGUAAGCAGGUGGAGGCGGUGGAUAAACGACUGGGCCAGAGCACGCCAGAGUACAAAGCUCUGUUCAAGGAGAUCUUCUCUCGUAUUCAGAAGACCAAGAUGGACAUCAGAGCCACCAAAGCCAGCAAGUCUGGCAAGUCCAGCAAAUAAAUUCUGAUACUGGAUUGGUUUGGUAGUGCAGUGCUUUUUCCAUGCUCAAAGCGCUUGAGAUUAGAGGAGGAAUUUGCCUCGUACUCUACCGAUGUGUAGCACUCACGAGUAAGCUUCUGUAUGGGGUCUGGUCUCCUGUCUGCUUCACACGAGGCUGCUGAGGGGAGAACGACUCAUAAUAAUGCCUGGGAACGGAGCAAAUGUAAUGGCAUUAUACUACUGGAAACCAUGUGUUAGAUGUAUUUGAUACCAUUACAAAUGAUUCUGCUCCAGCCAUUAGAGCAACAGGACAGUUUUCACAAACCUAAGGAACCUCCUGUGGACUGAUUCUGUUACUAUAGUUACCGAUCAAACAAUACGCCACUUAAACCAAUCUACUACUAAUGCUAUUAGCAGCUGCCUAGCUUUGCCAGUGAGAUCUAACACAGCUGCCUUUUGCUACCGUUACACAGGUCACACAGGUAUGAUAACUGUCACCCACAACUUGUUGGACACCACUAUUGUCUGGGCUUGAUGUACCCAGCUGGUUAUACACUCUUGUCCCCUGACGACCAGUUCGUACAUUCUCCAUUCUCCUACUUAACUCAAUUUUAAGGUGGAAGAAAACAUACUUUCUUUAUGAAACACCAUUUUCCACCACCAUGCUCGAGUGACUAAUGCAACUUCCUGAUGUUGCACCCCCGCGUUCAGCCAGGGGUAAACAUUUUUAGGCUUUAGCCACUCCAGCAUGGUCCAUAACUCCAACCACCUUUUCCUUAUUAUCAUGAAUGUUAUAGUGUAUGUUGCAUUACUUUGACUUGUGUGUGUGUGUGAAAUACUCACGUUGUAAUGUCAUACCACAUGGCAGGAGAAAAUGUACCCAACAAUGAACCUGCAGUAUACAGGAAAUAUAAUCGAUUAUACAUUGUAUUAUUACGUGUUUUACUUUUCUAUUAUUUCUCUGUUCUUUCUCUCUGCGUUGUUGGGAAGAGCCCGUGAGGAAGCAUUUCCCUGUUAGUCCACACCUGUGGUUUACGACGCAUGUGACGAAUACGAUUUGAUUUAGAGCUAUCUAACUCGAGGUCUUAAACUUGACUGAAGCUUCAAACCUUUAUAGCAGACACAGGAUUUGGCGUGAGAUCAGUGGUGUUGUGAAACUGUGGAUUGAGAAAAUAAAAGUUGUUACAGAGAAAUCAACUGAAUCAUUUCAACCAGAAAUGUGUUGUUUUCUCCACAGUGUUAUAAUUAAGCAUUAAGGUACAAGGUGGUGUGAUAUAUGGCCAAUAUACCACAGCUAAGGGCUGUUCUUAUGCACGACGCAAAGCGGAGUGCCUGGACACAGCCCUUAGCUGUGGUAUAUUGGCCAUAUAUCACAAACCCUCUAGGUGCCU